This is a messenger RNA of Paramacrobiotus metropolitanus, 1220 nucleotides long. RefSeq names its product cysteinyl leukotriene receptor 1-like. The transcript has a single exon. Gene Ontology annotation, biological process: positive regulation of Rho protein signal transduction; phospholipase C-activating G protein-coupled receptor signaling pathway. Lineage: Eukaryota; Metazoa; Tardigrada; Eutardigrada; Parachela; Macrobiotidae. Bases 97 to 1200 code for a protein of 367 amino acids. Gene Ontology annotation, cellular component: membrane. The record is from RefSeq and is a predicted model, not a curated record. Gene Ontology annotation, molecular function: G protein-coupled receptor activity.
CAAAUGUUCAGUGCAAAGAUUGUUUAGCGCAAAUGUCGGACAUUCUUGAGGCACUUAUAAUAAUUCCCCUAGCGCCAGCGGAAGCUUAUAACUGGGAUGAAUAAAGCGAUUCCCAUGCCCCAUAACCAUUCCUUUCCCAUCUUCUCGGAACAACAUGAUAAUGACUUCAACACCACCUACACAGCCAACACCAGUGUGCAGACCACCGACCACCCUCAUUAUACGCACUUCGUGUACAUCUGGUCAGUAUUAUUCAGCCUGAUCCUUCUAUCGAAUGGCAGUCUGUUAUACCUUCUCAUAACCAGACGCCACUUGAUAACAUCCUUCACCAUCUAUCUCUUUUCCAUCCUCGUUGCCAAUGUCCUGUGCUGGUGCGUGUGCAUGUUGCCUUUGGAGAUGGUUUAUCUCGUGUCGGACAACUGGUGGAUGGGUGAGACCGCCUGUGACCUUUAUUUAUACGGCAACUGGCUCCUGCCCGGCGUGAUCACAUCUUCACACGCGUUAAUCUCCAUCACGCGCAUCUGGGCGGUCAUCCGGCCCCACUCCUAUCGCAACGUUCAUACACCACGUCUGGCAAUGGCAUUAUGCGCCGGUGUAUGGAUAUCCGUUCAUUUAUUCUGUUUACCGUUGUUAGUAAUGGACCGGUCGUUUUUUCGGCAACCGACCUCCGGCUGUCGACUAAACCUUACCGCCCAACUCUGGAGCGAAGCCUACCUGACGGUAAUCUUCUACGUGGCUGAUGCGAUCAUUUUGCUGUCUUUCCCCUUGAUAACCUACAAAACCAUCCAGAAUAGUCAGCAGCAUGCUAAAUUGGUAUCACCCGAGGGCGGGAAGGCGCCGCUGCACUACCGAUCCAAAUCGUUGGUGGCUCUGACGGCGAUGAGCGUCAGUAUCGCGGUGAUAUGGGCCCCCAAUCACGUGGUGAGCAUUGUGACGAAGUACCACCGGGCGGAACUGCCGGAUGCGGUAUGGCAGCUACUGUGGGUAGUGUAUCCGCUGCAGGCGGUCGUCGAUCCGGUGCUCUUCGCCUUGUGCCUGGCCAGUAUCCGGUGUGAGGUCAAACGAUUAGUUGUAAAGACGAAGGCAGCGAUUUAUGAUCAUGUUAAAAGUGUGCAGAUGCGGACUACAACAAGGGUCAGUACGGAGAUAUACAGUGUCUCUCAUCAACAGAAGCGUUUUCAGGUUGAUUACAGUAUGUGAUCAAAAUUUAUUUGCCAUAC